This is a messenger RNA of Baudoinia panamericana UAMH 10762, 1125 nucleotides long. RefSeq lists its product as uncharacterized. The record is from RefSeq and is a predicted model, not a curated record. Lineage: Eukaryota; Fungi; Ascomycota; Dothideomycetes; Mycosphaerellales; Teratosphaeriaceae. Gene Ontology annotation, molecular function: serine-type endopeptidase activity. The transcript has a single exon. Gene Ontology annotation, biological process: proteolysis. The annotation marks the transcript as partial.
UCUCUGCAAGCGCAGCAUUCUUCGGGCGCAGAGCACAUUGUGCUGAUUGAUAAAACGCACCCAAUGCCACCACAAGUUGCGGAAGUGCUCCGUCGCUUAACGCUGAACGAGACGCAUCCGGACGUUCGGUAUGUUUACAAUAACAGCGCGUUCACUGGCUUUUCCGCUUCGAUGGGAUCGCACUGUCUUGACCUUCUUGCAAACAUGUCCGACAUUUCAACGGUUGAGAAGACUACUGUUGUUGCAAGGGCCGCUGUAGCAGGAAGGCAGACUUCGCUGGCAUACAAUACGCGACCCAACGCACCAUGGGGACUGCAGCGCAUCUCGACCGCUACCACGGUCGCCGGCAACGCACAAGCUUUGGGCUACACUUAUUCUUUCGCCAACACAGCUCUCGGUCAAGGAGCCGACAUCUACAUCAUCGACACUGGGAUUUACACCAGCCACAACAUCUUUAACGGCCGAGCGAAGAUGGCCUGGUCGUAUAAUGAGGAUAUGACCGACUCUGACGGACAUGGCACGCACGUCUCGGGAACCGCCGGCGGUGACAUACUCGGGGUAGCGUCCAAUGCGAACAUUUUCGGCGUGAAGGCGCUUGACUCGGACGGUGGUGGACUCAGCUCGAAUGUCAUUGCCGGGAUAGACUUUGUCGUGCAACAGCAUGAUGCACGCAGAACCAAUGCAAACAGCGGCUCUCUUGGCUCUGUGAUGUCGAUGUCACUCGCUGCUGGAUCGUCAGUGCAGGCGCUCGAUCAAGCCAUCAAGGCCGCAGUUGAGGCAGGUGUGCACGUAGUCGUCGCCGCCGGAAACAACAACCAAGAUGCCUGUCAGUCGUCGCCGUCCUCAUCUGGUGGCGUGCAAGGGCCGGCAAUUACCAUUGGCUCCGUCGGCAUCACAGGCCAACGUUCAGCCUUUUCGAACUAUGGAAAAUGCGUCGACGUAUAUGCACCGGGAGAGGAUGUUAUAUCGUCCUGGUUGGGCGGGCCGAACAUGAUCAAGUCUUUGUCAGGCACAUCCAUGGCAACUCCGCACGUCACAGGCAUUGUAGCCUACGCUAUGGCUAAUGCCACUCUCGCCAAGAAUCCAUCGCUCAUGAAGGAAUGGGUUCAGAUGACAGCGCUGCAA